Molecule: messenger RNA, 2062 nt
Organism: Peromyscus maniculatus bairdii (prairie deer mouse)
Lineage: Eukaryota; Metazoa; Chordata; Mammalia; Rodentia; Cricetidae
Source: RefSeq, a predicted model, not a curated record
CCCUGCCGUUGGGGGGUUGGCAGAUUGGGACCACAAGUGUCUGGCAGUGUGGGCUGGGGCCUUGUCACUGAGGCAGAGCCGUUUCAGGGCCCUGAAGCAACUGCCCCAUGCUCUGCUGAGCACAGUAAGGUACCAUGCUUCCACGCCUCCUCCUACUGCUGAGCGUCUUGGGCCCUGGCAACUGCCUUCAGCUGUGGGACACCUGGGAGCAGGGAACCAAGGCGGCCUCACGCGCUGUGCGUCUCCGGGAACGGAGACAGGCAGAUGUGGGUGAUGAUUUUGAGGACGCUGACUAUGUCCCGGAUGGCACAGAUCCCCCAGAACUGCUGACGAAUACCACCAACACCGUGGCUCCACACCCUGAGCCUCUGACCACGGUGGCCAUGCUGGAGCAGAGAGUUUCUGGAACCCCUGAGUCAGCCACGGCCCAGGUUACUGCCACUAGCCUUGCUGGCCCAGAUGCAGGAGGGCUGGCUGUUGGAAUGCUGAGCACGGAGUCUGCCCCACAGUGGAAGCCAACCACAGUGGAGACGACUAUCCAACCAGCAGCCACGGAAGCAGAGACCUCACAGCCAGCAGCCACGGAGGCAGAGACCUCACAGCCAGCAGCCACGGAGGCAGAGACCUCACAGCCAACACCCACGGAGGCAGAGACCUCACAGCCAGCAUCCACAGAGGUAGAGACCUCACAGCCAACACCCACGGAGGCAGAGACCUCACAGCCAGCAGCCACGGAGGCAGAGACUUCCCAGCCAGCAGCCACGGAGGCAGAGACCUCCCAGCCAGCACCCACGGAGGCAGAGACCUCCCAGCCAGCAUCCACGGAGGCAGAGACCACCCAGUUUUCCAGGAGUCAGGUUGUAAAAAGUCGGUUUACAGAGUCCACAGCCACAGAAUUCCCUUCCACAGAGCCCACUGCCACGGAGAUCAUGUCCACAGAGCCCACUGACUCUACCAUCUUCCUUGGGCCAUUUGUGAGUCACAAGGCCAAGGAUGAGGCAACUGGCCACUUCAAUGGCAAUGGUUUGAAGAAUGAGCUAUUGGUGACCCCUGGGAGCUCCCUGGCUACAACGACCCCAGUGACCUCUGACCUCAUUCCCGUGAAGCAAUGCCUGCUGGCCAUCCUCAUCUUAGCCUCGCUGGCCACCAUCUUCCUCGUGUGCACCGUGGUGCUGGCGGUCCGCCUCUCGCGGAAGAACCACAUGUACCCGGUGCGGAACUACUCCCCCACGGAGAUGAUCUGCAUCUCAUCCCUCCUACCCGAGGGGGGCGACGGGGCCCCCGUCACGGCCAAUGGGGACCUGCCCAAGGUCCAGGACCUGAAGACAGAGCCCAGUGAGGACCGCGACGGCGAUGACCUCACCCUACGCAGCUUCCUCCCUUAGCGCCCCUGGCUACCUGAGCAAGACCCUUGCUGGCUUCACCCUCCACGCCCACCCACCGGUCACCAAGGCCACAGCUCGGGGCUAUCUGGGGGAACUUUCUCCAUAGGGAUCGUGAGGGAAGACGCCUUGACCCACCCCAAUCAUGGCCCAGAGCCUCCAAGGUCCUGCAGCUCCUGCUUCAUUCAUGGAGGCUGGUGGUCCCCAGGCCAAGGACCACGGUAGCAGUUGCUGCUCCUGGACCCCUCCCUCUACUUGUCUGCUGUUUUUUUUGGGACCCCCCCCCACCUACCCAUCCUCCCGCUCCACCCCCCCCCCCCCCCCCCCGCCUCCGCCAAUGCCUCCCAUGCUGUGUGACUUCCUGCAGGGUCACUGGAGUCCUGACCUCACAUCCCCCAAGAAAGAAAGAGUUCCCCUUACCCCACUCACAAAGCCUGCCUCUCGGUUGCCAUGGUUACCUGAUAAGAAAGGACCUCUGGGGGGGGGGAAGCUGCCAUUUCCCAAGGCCCGUCUGAUCCUCUACCCCCACUGAGGGGCAGCUUGGCUUUCCCAGGCGAGGCUUGGAAAGACAGUCCUUCAUUAGGGUCUGUGUGAACCAUGGGCUUCCGUCCAGUGACAGAGUGACCUCGCACCGCGGCCUGGCACAGCCCAGGCACUCAAUAAAUGUGUGUGGUAACAAA